UUUGUAGGAUUUAGCAAUCGACGUUUCCGCUCCCGCGAGAAUAAAAGAGGGGCCUCAACGAGAUCACUAUGAAAGGCUUAUAUUGGCAGCAGAAUUCUGAAAAAGAAAGAGAGUUCAUCUUCCUGGAAAAGGAUGGCCUUCCUAUUGUGAGUGACCACGAUGUGAAAGUGCAAGUUAAAGCCUGUGCUCUUAGCUGGAUUGAUAAAAAGUUUUUAUCAGAAAUAAAAAAAGAGAAGAAAGUUCUACCUGUUGGAAGGGAAAUUGCUGGUGUUGUGUUGGAAAUUGGAAAUAAAGUGUCUUCUUUUAAGCUUCAAGAUGAGGUAGUAGGAAUUUUACCAUUGGACUCAGAAGAAUCUGGAUUGUGUGAAGAGAUUCUAGUUCAUGAGCAUUAUUUAGUUCACAAACCUGAAAAAAUCUCCUGGAUUGAAUCAGCUGGGACCAUUCAUGACGGUCUUCGUGCAUAUACAGCUCUACAUUAUCUCUCUUAUGUUUCUGAUGGAAAGAACGUGUUGAUAAUGGAUGGUGCAAGUCCAUUUGGUACAAUAGCUAUUCAGUUAGCACAACACAGAGGAGCUAAAGUGAUUUCUACUGUGUAUAAUCUUGAAGACAAACAGUGUCUGGAAAGGUCUGUUUCUCCUGUAGUUCGGAUUAUAGAUGUCUCAAAUGGAAAAUAUGACCUGACAGAAAGUUGUUUAGAGGAGACAGGUGGUCUAGGAAUGGAUAUCAUCAUUGAUGCAGGAGUGAGACUGCAUAAUAAAGACAGUGAAACAACUUCACAACAAUUGCUACCCCACAAGCAUGACAUCAUUACAUUACUCAGUGCUGGAAGCCACUGGAUUACAACUGAAAAAAAUCUUCAGUUGGAUCCUCCAGAUUGUCGAUAUCUUUUCCUGAAAGGUGCUUCAGUUUCUUUUCUGAAUGAUGAAAUUUGGAAUUUGUCAAGUAUGCAACAAGGAAAAUAUCUAUGCAUUUUGGAAGAUGUAAUGGAGAAGUUAUCAAGUGGAGUUUUCAAGCCUCAUCUGGAUAAACCUGUACCUUUAUAUGAAGCUAAAGUUUCUAUGGAAAUAAUUCAGAAGGAUCAAGCAAAAAAAAAGCUAGUUGUCCAGCUAUGAAGUUUCUAAGGCAACUUGAACUGUAAAAAGUGAAGUUAAAUGUAUUCUGCAUAGUUGUUAAAUAUUUAUCAAUUGUUUUCAGCCAAUGCUCUGUUUUAAUUAUUAUUGAAAAUUAUUACAGAAUAACAGUUUGAACUCUUCUAUCACAUCUGAAACAGUUCUUAAUAACUAUAGGUUAACUCCCUUAUAACCUUAGAUAUAAUUCAUGUGUCUAAAAACCAUAGGACUUACCUUUGACUAUUGUGUACUGCUUUCUUUUAUUUGGCUUUUUUACUUUGAGGGGAGGGGGGUAACUGCAUGCUCAUUCCGAUGGAGAUUCCUAUUAUUGUUCUAUAAUGUCACAGAAAAUUACAUGUUUGAUCCAAGUUUAUACAAAGCAUGAAAUCAGGACAAAUUUAUAAUGAUCUAAGUAACGGCCAGGAUUUUUUUUAAAAAGAUUUCUUAGUUUUGGUUUGGCUGAGUGUUUUCUUUAAUGUUCCAUCAGUAAUAUGUAAAUGGGAAACUAUGAGCAACAUGUUGUAACUUUGUAAUUUUCCCUUUUAAAAAUGUCCCUACAUUUUGUUUCUAUCUUUAUUAGAAUUGUCACAUAAACUUCAAUGUCGUGCUCAUUUACAAAGAGCACGACAUAUUGAAAUAAACCUGAGUAAAGUUAUAAUCUUGGAAAAGCAUUUCACAAUACAAUAAAGAGAUGUCCCCAGUUCAGAUUUAAAGAAUUGGAUGUAUUAUUUGUCUUCCCUGUUUUCAACUAUCUACUUUUAAAGUUCGGUUCUUUAGAAUUUGGGAGUAUAAACCUGCAUUUGUUUAUGCAGAAGUACAAUACUUAUCCCCAAAGUGCAUAUAGAAUUUCAGAAUGUCUAAUGUUUUUAAACUGCAAUGUUUUAUUUGAUGUCUGAUCACACUUAAAAUAUAUAAUUUUGGAAUAAUCAGGACUAUUGCACCAAAUAAAGAAGAAACCUGUAACU
Molecule: messenger RNA, 2074 nt
Organism: Protobothrops mucrosquamatus (brown spotted pit viper)
Lineage: Eukaryota; Metazoa; Chordata; Lepidosauria; Squamata; Viperidae
Gene: CRYZL1
Product: crystallin zeta like 1
Exons: 13
Coding region: 69-1112 (347 amino acids)
Molecular function (GO): oxidoreductase activity
Source: RefSeq, a predicted model, not a curated record